Messenger RNA from Macadamia integrifolia, 1760 nucleotides. Its product is annotated as heat stress transcription factor B-4-like. NCBI's taxonomy places the organism in Eukaryota, Viridiplantae, Streptophyta, Magnoliopsida, Proteales, Proteaceae. The transcript has 2 exons. The record is from RefSeq and is a predicted model, not a curated record. Bases 222 to 1322 code for a protein of 366 amino acids. Gene Ontology annotation, molecular function: RNA polymerase II cis-regulatory region sequence-specific DNA binding; DNA-binding transcription factor activity. Gene Ontology annotation, biological process: regulation of transcription by RNA polymerase II. Gene Ontology annotation, cellular component: nucleus.
UGAAAGUCCCCUACCCUUUUCACAGUCCUAGGCAGACAGACACAUAUUCUCUCACUACAAAACCGAGGGAAAAAAAAAAGAGGAGAGAAAAACCCCAGACUACAACAUCUUUCACCACUAGCAACUCUACCAUCAGUGCAUCACUCUCCCCUCUUUUCACUCACCCUUGCCCGUCAAACUUCUUCUUCUUCUUCUUCUUGUAGGGUUUGUAUUGAUCACUGAUGGCUCUGAUGCUGGACAAUUGCGAAGGGAUCAUACUGUCUCUGGACUCACACAAGUCGGUACCGGCACCCUUCCUCACAAAAACCUACCAACUGGUGGAUGAUUCCAGCACCGAUCACAUCGUCUCUUGGGGAGAAGACGAUACUACCUUUGUGGUCUGGCGUCCACCUGAAUUUGCUCGUGAUCUCCUUCCCAACUACUUCAAGCACAACAACUUCUCUAGCUUCGUCCGUCAGCUCAACACCUACGGAUUCAGGAAGAUUGUCCCUGACCGCUGGGAGUUCGCUCACGAAUUCUUCAAGAAAGGAGAGAAGCAUUUGUUAUGCGAGAUCCAUAGAAGAAAGACAUCUCAACCCCAAGUUCCAAUAAACCACCACCACCACCCACAUUCGCCAAUCGGUGGCAGUGGUGGCGGGCCUGCUUUCUUCCCAUUCACUAACCGAGUUAGUAUCUCCCCUUCCGACUCAGACGAACAAGCCAAUUGGUGUGAUUCUUCCCCGCUUUCAUCUCCUAGCGGAGGUGGAGUUGUAGGAGGAGGAGGAGGAGGAGGCAGUGUCAGUACCAGCAGCUCGGUGAUGGCGCUGUCGGAGGAUAAUGAGAGACUCCGGAGGAGCAACUCGAUGCUGAUAUCUGAGCUGGCUCACAUGAGGAAGCUUUACAAUGAUAUCAUCUACUUUGUGCAAAACCAUGUGAGGCCUGUCACUCCUAGCAACUCUUAUCCUUCUCAUCAUCUUCUUAUCUCCAACAAUAAUUACCCUUCUUCUUCUUCACCAUCUACUAUGCUUCCUACUCCCACACCAGCCUUGGUGCAAAAGCCUCUUCACCAGUUCCUUGGGUUCUAUCACUCGGCACCUAAACAAGUUCAACAAGUGAAGGGUUCGUUCAACUCCUCUAGUACUACUAUGGACUCCAUAACGAUGCUUACUCAAGAAGCCAACAACAACAAUAGUACUAGUCGGUUAACGAAGCUUUUUGGAGUUCCUCUUCAUUCUAAGAAGAGAUUGCACCCGGAACCCACGUCUCCUCCGACGAGCAAAGCUCGUUUAGUAUUGUCUACGGAUGAGUUAGGGUUAAAUCUCAUGCCUCCCUCUCUCUGCUAGCUACCUUGUUUCAUUCCUUGCCUUCACUUAUUUUUCAAGAUUUUCUGACCUUUGUUCCCCCUCCCCCUUGAUACCCUUCUCCUGUUUAUUCUUCUCUUGUUUGCUUAACCCAUCUUGUUCUUGUCCUCUUGGGUCUUCUAUGCUGUCUCUCUCUCUCUGUGUUCAUCUCUUUGUGUGUGUGGGGAUUGUGGGUCUUUGUAUAUAAGUAUGAUGAAGCCAGUAUUUUCUUGUUCAGAGUGAAAAAACACAGCAAGGAUAAUUCAUAUCCACAACCAUUACUUUCUUAUUAGGGUUUGUAGUUUUAGUGAGGAGUGACUACUAAUCCAAUAUAUGUGUUUUGGAGACUUGAAAUGGAAGAUAAGAGAAAUAUCCAUCGUGUAGCUUUUCUGCUGUUUCUGAACUUUUAUUAUUGAAAGACUGGAGAGGUUAUUCAGAUCA